CUCCUCUUCUUCUUUCAUUCUCUUAUUACGUCACUAUUAAGCUCGCGUGCCCUUCUUUUCCGCUCUCUGCUUUUCUUUUAUCUGUUCAUAUAUAUAUAUAUAUAUAUAUAUAUAUAUACCACCUUGUGUAGCUCUUCUUCUCUCUGGUGUUGGGGCACAGUGCAGUGGAGAGGCGCAUCUGUAUUUAUAUAUUAUGAAGAUACCAAGACCAUGGACAUUGGCUUCUCCAGAUGAAAGAAAGGCAGCGGUGGAGAACUGAAGAAGAUAAUCUAUUACGUGCUUAUGUGAAGCAGUAUGGACCCAGAGAGUGGCACCUCGUGUCUCAGCGCAUGAAUGUGCCACUAGACAGGGAUGCAAAGUCUUGUUUAGAGAGGUGGAAGAAUUACCUCAAGCCUGGCAUCAAGAAGGGAUCUCUUUCAGAAGAGGAGCAGCGGUUGGUGAUACGGCUUCAGGCUAAGCACGGCAACAAGUGGAAGAAGAUAGCUGCUGAAGUCCCUGGCCGCACUGCAAAAAGACUUGGUAAGUGGUGGGAAGUAUUUAAGGAGAAGCAACAGAGGGAAUUGAAAGAUAGUAACAAGCCAAUUGUGAUUGAACAAGGCAAGUACGAUAGCAUUCUUGAAAACUUUGCAGAGAAGUUGGUGAAAGAUAGAAGAAUUACCCCAUUGCUCAUGGCAACUCCAUUGAUUCCACCUUGGCUUUCCAAUUCUAAUACUAGUCCUGCUGUAAGGCAGCCUUCUUCGCCUUCGGUCACUCUUACGCUCUCACCUGCUGCUAUCCCAUCAGCACCACCACCAUCUUGGCUUCAAGCAGAGAGAGGAGCAGAGAAUGGUCUGGGGUUGAGUAAUGUGCCAAACAACAUGAUUCCUAGUGUUCCUACAGGCAAUGGCCAGAUGGUUUCAGAGCUUGUGGAGUGUUGCAGAGAGUUGGAGCAAGGCCACAGGGCAUGGGUCUCACAUAGGAAGGAAACAGCAUGGAGGCUGAAGAGAGUGGAGCUGCAGCUGGAAUCAGAGAAGCAAUGCAAGAGGAGAGAAAAAUUUGAGGAGUUCGAAGCCAAGAUGAGGGCACUGAGGGAAGAGCAGCAGCUUGUCUUAGAGAGGAUCGAAGCUGAAUACAGAGAACAAAUUCUGGGCUUGAGGCGAGAGGCUGAAGUGAAGGAGCAGAAGCUUGCGGAGCAGUGGGCGGCCAAACACAUGCAGCUAAGCAAGUUUCUUGAGCAAAUGGGUUGUCGUCAAUGGCCGGGAACUGAGAUGAACGGCCGCUGAGCUGCAAAUGUUAUUCUAUUGUUGCUAUUUGAACAUUCUGAGCAUGUCAUCUACUAUAUUUCUCUCUCUCUCUCUCUCUCUCUCUCUCUCUCUCUCCCUCUGUGUUUCUGUAUCUGUCUCUGUCUCUGUCUCUGUCUCUGUGAUUUAGAGCUUCUUAUUCUGCUGUACCUGGCAUGAAGAUUUUGUUUCC
Molecule: messenger RNA, 1452 nt
Organism: Dioscorea cayenensis subsp. rotundata (Guinea yam)
Lineage: Eukaryota; Viridiplantae; Streptophyta; Magnoliopsida; Dioscoreales; Dioscoreaceae
Product: transcription factor AS1
Exons: 2
Coding region: 231-1262 (343 amino acids)
Source: RefSeq, a predicted model, not a curated record